UUUAGAUUUGAAUGACAGAAUUAGAUCAGGCAGAGCUGGAUCUACUAGGAGAAGGACCAGCCGCCACUGAUGGCGAUCACUUGGACGAACACGCCCUCCUUGAUCAAACACCCCCACCCGGAGACGAUCACAAUAAUGGCUUAAAUCGCGUGAAAUCUGAAGAAUUGAAGAGUGAAGAAGUAGAUCUUUAUGACGAUGCAAUCGCACCGUCGUCUGGAGAAAAAACAGUACCCCCGACUCCAGUUCGUCCUGCCCAACACAAUGGCGGAAGUACACACGUAUCCGAUGGGAAGCGGUACUGCUGCUACAUUGGCAAUCUGGUAUGGUGGGCUACCGACGCCGAUGUUGGACUCCACAUAAAAGCCCUCGGAAUUCCUGACUUGAUCGACAUGAAGUUUUUUGAAAAUAGGACCAACGGUCAAAGCAAAGGAUUCGCUCUGCUUGUUCUUGGAAGCGAUGCAUCCGUGCGCACUAUCACUGAGCAAAUGCCGCAGCGCCAAAUUCAUGGACAAAAUCCUGUGAUUCUACCAUACACCAAGGCUUCAUUGAAUCGUUUGGAUGAGGCAACGUCGAAGAUGCAGAGCCGACCGGAUACCAAGCAGAGCAAGAAGGAUGAAGCGUGUAUGAACAUGGGAACCAUCCGCAUAGGUACUGCAGGCGGGCCAACUGGACCUCCACCCAUCAUGGGGCCUAGAAUGGGCCCUGGCGGUCCACCCAUGAUGAAUGCUGCGCCAAUGGGAGGACCUGCUCCGAUGGGACCAGGCGGAAUGAUAAACAGAGGCCCGGUGAUGAUGGGACAGCCUGUAAAUCAGGGUCCAAUGAUGGCACGCACUAUGGGACCACCAGGAGUUGGGACGACCAUCGCCCCCGUGCAGAUGGGAGGUCCCGUUCAAAUGGGAGUAGCUGGACAAAUGACAACAGGACCGCCACGUCCGAUGGUCGGAGGUGCAGUACCAAUGCAAGUCGGACAAGCACCACCCAUGAUGCAAAUGCAGUCAAAUCGUCCCCCACCUGGAGUUCAAUUCAAUAGUGGUCAACAACCAGUUCUUGGAAUGAGCCAACAGCAAAUGAUGUCACAAGGUCCACCUGGUGUACGUUCUAUGAAUGCACCUCCACAGGCUCCGCAACAGUUACUUGCACCUCAUGGCGCUCAUAUCAAUCCACAGAUGUUUCCCGGUGUUCAUCAGCAGCCUCCCGUACCAGGAGCUGUUAACGAUGUCGAGUUUGAAGAAAUUAUGAACAGAAACAGGACUGUGGCAUCAUCGGCCAUUUCUCGAGCUGUGGCUGAUGCUGCAGGUGGUGAUCGCAUGAUGAUCGCUGCCGACUUUUGGUGGCUAGUCUACAGGAUACCCUUAAUGGUAUUGAAAAUAAAGCGUACGGAAGCAGCAGUCGAAGCAAGCAUCGCGACCGAUCGCGUAGUCGUUCGCGCGAUCGUGAUCGCAAGCGAAGACGCAGGAGCCGUUCAAGAAGCCGGUCAAGCUCUCGAUCGCGCUCCCCGAGGCAUUCACGCUCUCGUUAUCACUAAAUAUGGAGCAGAUAAUGUGUUUCCUUUCAAAAAGGUUCUGUAUUUCUACAUUGCGUUGUUGGAGUGAAGGGAAGUGGGAAUGUAUUCGUCGUGCAUCAUCUCUUCGGCGUCGUUUCUCGAGGACAUCCGUCUCGGACCUUAUCUCUCCGUAUUCUAUAAUAUUAAACAUUGUUAAUUUUUUUCGAUAAAACAUGUAGAUCUGAGUUGUUCAGCACACAAGGCAUGUCACAUUGUUCUACAUGCCUGGUAAGCUUUAUUCUUCUGCUUUAUCAAUAUCGUGCUUUCGUGUUGUAAGCAAUAAAAUUGUUUAGAGUUAA
Cylicocyclus nassatus is the source of this 1842-nucleotide messenger RNA. The record is from the annotation of a GenBank genome assembly. Lineage: Eukaryota; Metazoa; Nematoda; Chromadorea; Rhabditida; Strongylidae.